Cuscuta campestris is the source of this 1825-nucleotide messenger RNA. NCBI's taxonomy places the organism in Eukaryota, Viridiplantae, Streptophyta, Magnoliopsida, Solanales, Convolvulaceae. The record is from the annotation of a GenBank genome assembly.
GCUGCAAAUUCAACGAAGAUUUUGCUGUCCUUUGCUUUUCGAUAUCCUUCCAUUUCUCGGUUCCGCUUCCGGCUUGAUGGCCUACCGGAUGAUUCGACCGGAGAGCCUCGCGGCGAUUUGUUUCCUUCUGAUCUCGCUUCCUUUUCCGGCAUCGGAAGCUCUAAUCGCCUCCCCGGGUUCUAACCCUCCUUACCCCAAACUCAUAUAUGAUUUGAAGGAAUCGAUUGCGAAAGGGUUAGGAUUCAAGGAAGAGGAUUUCAAGAUAUCUGGAUUUGACUGGAGAGAUGUCUUGGUCGGGCGGUCGGUGGCGUAUGAAUUUGAUGUUGAGAUUGAUGAUAAAGUUCUUCCCUUGAAACUUCUGGAGGAUGUGAAUAGAUGGGAGUAUGUGGAUCUUCCUAUUUUCCGGGUACAGGAUCCGGCAGAGGAAAAGGGGCUGGUGGAGAAGAACAAAUUAGAGAGUGAGAUGCCUGUGUUAGCUCCAUUCACUCUGGCAGGCCCAAUGGAACUUUGGAUCCAGGAUGGCAAGAACAUGAGGCUUUCUCUUCCUCAUGAUGUGGAGGCUGGUACAGUAAAAAAAGUGGUGUUAGCAGACGGUGCUAUGGUCACCGUUAAGGGUGCCAGAUCUGUUAGUCUACGCCAUCCAGUCGAGUUCCCUCUUCCAUUUAACACAUCCCAUAACGGUUUUGCCUCUGGUCUGUUAACUCUAGCAGAACAUCUACGCCAAGCCAUCCGCACCAAAGGUGGUCCCGUCCUAUCCCUUCGCAUCGUGGGCCCAACCUCUCUCACAUCACCCACUCCGUCAUCACCAUCAUCUUCAUCAAACAAACUUAAGCUUAAGCGCUUAGCACCCGGCCUUGUGGAGCUAUCGUCCGUACCUAAAAUGAAAGCGAUCUCCACUGUCGAUCUUGGAGAGACAACUACCCUCUUAACACCUUUCCAAUUCACUACAAUGUGGCCAUUGGUUUCUAUCAAUGGCUCAAACCACAACUUGAUUGGUUUUGAGUCUUUGCUGUCUUCCCUGCUGGGUCCCAAGGCAAGCACAAAGGGUUCCUUCAAGCUGCUGAAGGCUGACAUAUCGGCCCAAACGUUUGUGAAGAUGGGUUUUGGGUUGGAAAAGAAGUUGGAGGCAGGGGACAAGUUUGGUGCCGAGAGUCUCCCAGAGUGGAUGACGAAGCCUGAAACCGUGAGGAUGCAUUUUGAGGUACUGGCGAAAGUAGAUGGAGACAAGGUUGUGCCUGAGAGAGUGGUCCAGGUUCAUCCUGUAAGUAUAGAGAACACUGUGGCACCAAAUGUGCUUUCUGGCAAUAGGACCAUGUCUACCACUCCCAUUGUCCAUCUACCUCCAAGUCCAUUCACAUUAUGAACUCCUCAGGGGAACAAAAACACUAGGUCUCAAAAGAUCAAAAAAUAUACUCAAGAGUGAACAAGUUACCGAAUGUGUCAGUGAUUAGCCUUGGCAACCAAGCCCAAUCUAUCAUCAACGGUAACCAGAAUACCAUGUAAUGUCAUUUGCACACAGUGAAGCAAUUGAUUUGCUCCAAUUUUUUUCGCGGAAAAAGAGCAUAACAUCCGAGGAGGAUGCAAUGGGGCUAGGCAAUGUGGAAGAUAGAGUUGUUCAUUCCUUUUUAUUAUAUGACAAACCACGAGUGUGUACACAACCUGAUUACAAAAAAGUGUAAAUAUGACUAUUGCCUACAGCUUACAAGAAAACUUGCCACACGAACAAUCAAGAUACUACCUUUAAGGAGGAAAAUGCCUACAUGUCCAUAAAUUUUGAACCAGAACUUGUCCAAAAUAAUGUGGGAAAUCAAAUUUGUCGUUUAAA